AUCAUCCGGCUUCGCGCGUCUGGGUCAACCAUCGCGACUCCGAUUGCUGAGGGCCUUCCACUGGGUCCGCGCCACCCUCGGCGCCGCCUCGCCUGGCCUCUUCCGCCGUCGCCGGCGGCGGGCCUGGCCGGAACGAUCCUCAAAGCCCCCCUCGAUCUUCUCUGCGAGCCACGCAUCUCUCUCUCUCUCUCUCUCUCUCUCUCCAGGAUCUCCUUAGUUUCUCCGAACGGCAGGCAGUGAUUUUCUCGGGGUUUCGCUUCAGUCGUCUUUCGGACCGGUGCUUCUGCAAUGAUGUGGUGAAUUUUCCGGGAAAAUCUUCGGGAAAGAAAAUUCGAUCCUCGAAGAGGCCAUAUAGACCAGGGCCCUCGUUUCGCCACGUGGCGCGUGUUGUCAAUGACCACGUCAUCGCCGUUUCCCACCCCGCCUACCAAAAAAAUGCAAAAUGAUGAAAAAUCCUCACUAAUCUCACCUGCCCUGUCUACAAUGCUCCUUCGUCUCGCCGUCCGCUCCCCGCCGCCGCUCCGGCCGGCGAUGUCGUCGAUCCUGAGGAAGAUCGUCGAAUUGGCGUCCAACCGGCCGCCCUCCGCCGCCGCCGGCGGGGCGGCCUCGGCCCAGCCGUCGUCCCUGGGGGACUUCGAGAAGCUCCCGGUGGACGUGCUGGUGCAGAUUCUGCGGCUGCUGGGGCCGAAGGACGCGAUGCGGACGAGCCUGGUGUGCAAGUCGUGGCGGUCGCUCGUGUCCGACGAUCGCCUCUGGAUUUGGUUCCUCGACGAGGAGUGCCCGAACCAGCCCCGGGAAUCGAUCUUCUUCGCCGAGACUCAUCUGCGGCACGGCUACCCGAUUCAGACGGUCCCUAGUGAGGUGCCCGAGCUAUCGUUCAUGAGUAUGUACAGCCAGCGAGCGCAAGUACCCGGUGCCGUCAUAAUUGAUGGUGGUUCUGGAUAUUGCAAAUAUGGUUGGAGCAAAUAUGAUCGUCCAUCUGGCAGCUCAGCAACCUUCCUGGAAUUUGGCAAUAUCGAAUCUCCAAUGCACGCCAGACUUCGGCAUUUUUUCGCGACGAUUUAUAGCAGGAUGCAGGUGAGGCCAUCAAUGCAACCAAUCUUUGUGUCCAUUCCAAUCUGCCACUAUGAUGAUACUGAAUCUGCAAAAGCAUCAAGACGGCAGCUCAAAGAGGCCAUCUACUCUACUUUGUUUGAGAUGAAUGUUCCUGAAGUCUGUGCCAUUAAUCAGGCAACUUUGUCACUCUAUGCAGCAGGGGAAAUUUCAGGAAUUUCCAUCAAUAUUGGUUUCCAGGCGACCUCCAUUGUUCCAAUUUUGCAUGGUAAAGUUAUGCGCAAGGUAGGUGUGGAAGUUACGGGACUUGGAGCUUUAAAACUGACAGGAUUCCUCCGGGAGCUGAUGCAGCAGAAGAAUAUUAGUUUUGAGUCAUUGUAUACCAUCCGUACAUUGAAGGAGAAGCUAUGUUAUGUUGCGGCUGAUUAUGAAGCCGAGUUAUGCAAGAACACGGAAGCAACUUAUGAACAUCCAGUGGAAGGGUCAUUUACUCUUUCCAGAGAACGCUUUCAAACAGGAGAGAUCCUAUUUCAGCCUCGCAUGGCAGGAGUACAAACAAUGAGCUUGCACCAGGCAGUAGCGCUUUGCAUAGAACAUUGCCAUGAUGCAGAGCUAAAUGCUGAUGACACAUGGUUCAAGACCGUGGUCUUGUCUGGAGGAACAGCAUGUUUACCUGGACUAGCAGAGAGGUUGGAGAAAGAAUUGCAUGGACUUCUUCCCCCUUCCAUUUCAAGUGGGAUCAGGGUCGUAACACCACCUUUUGGUGCGAAUACUGCUUGGUUUGGGGCUAAGCUAAUCACCAAUUUGAGCACAUUCCCUGGGCCCUGGUGCUUGACAAAGAAGCGGUUUCGACAGAAGUCUAGGUUCAAUCUAUGGUGAAUGCCCCGUGACUUCGAUCUGUUAAGGCUGGUGCUUAUCUGGGCAGCAGUGAACCCUUGAGGAAGUUGACUGGACAGAGAAAAUCAGCGUUUUGUUUUUCUCAGACAACAAACACUUGAAGCUAAGAUAGGUGAAUACAUGAUUAAUUGGCGUCGCAAUUCGGCCUUCUCUUUUCCUGUAUGACUUGUCCACGAUGUCCAAGAUCUUGCUGAAUAAUACUGGCAUGAGGAUUCCGCUUUUGCUAUGUUCUUGUGUGUGUGAAGAUUACAACAUGUGUUCGCGUUGGGAAUAUAUUUCAAGUGCCAACGAUUUUGUAAUUGAAGAAUUGCUCAGAAUAACAUAGUGAAUCUUCCUCUUCUCAAGUUC
This is a messenger RNA of Eucalyptus grandis, 2298 nucleotides long. RefSeq names its product actin-related protein 8. The record is from RefSeq and is a predicted model, not a curated record. NCBI's taxonomy places the organism in Eukaryota, Viridiplantae, Streptophyta, Magnoliopsida, Myrtales, Myrtaceae. The transcript has 12 exons. Gene Ontology annotation, molecular function: protein binding. The coding region runs from base 394 to 1932 and encodes 512 amino acids.